Messenger RNA from Talaromyces stipitatus ATCC 10500, 1803 nucleotides. Its product is annotated as splicing factor 3b, subunit 2, 145kD. Gene Ontology annotation, cellular component: nucleus; precatalytic spliceosome; U2 snRNP. The record is from RefSeq and is a predicted model, not a curated record. NCBI's taxonomy places the organism in Eukaryota, Fungi, Ascomycota, Eurotiomycetes, Eurotiales, Trichocomaceae. The transcript is spliced from 2 exons. The coding region runs from base 124 to 1803 and encodes 559 amino acids. Gene Ontology annotation, biological process: mRNA splicing, via spliceosome.
AUUCAAUAACAUUCUGAACGAUACAAAGGGCUCUUAUCAAAGACACGUCUGCACCGGCCUACCAUAGUAUCAUUUGACGCACACCAAAUCGCCACCAAGGGAUUUACUGAGAAAUUGCCAGCUAUGCCGGCCGCGGCAAGCAAACCCACCAAGAACCAGCUGAAAAGAGCUCGGAGAAAAGCAAAGAAAGAAGCUUCAACCCAAGCGCCAUUUGAAAAUGUUGUGCCAAACGGCGACACCGACAAACCUGUAGAUGCUUCACCGCGGUUCGAAUCGAAAGAACGAGAUCAGCAACAGGAUGUAGAUAUUCAGCUUGAUGGUAGUCUCUGGUCGAUGUACAAGGAUAUUGCGAACAGGUUUGAAGCAGGCGAGGAGGAGAGGACACAACCGGAAGCCGAGAAACCGCAAGUUUUCUUCGACGAGGAUGAUGAAAUUCCAGACGAAGAAGAAGAACCCAAGAUGUCCAAGAAGAAGCGCAAAGAGAUGACGAAGUUAUCUAUCGCCGAACUGAAAGCGCUGGUACAAAAACCCGACUUGGUGGAAUGGACGGACACAUCAGCUCCAGACCCACGAUUGCUAGUUCACAUCAAAGCGCAUCGAAAUGUAGUUCCUGUGCCGUCUCAUUGGUCGCUCAAGCGUGAAUAUCUCUCUUCCAAACGAGGCAUUGAGAAACCUGCGUUUGCACUCCCAAAAUUCAUCCAGGAAACUGGAAUCGCUGAAAUGCGUGACGCGGCGUUGGAGAAACAAGAGCAAGCUACGUUGAAGCAAAAGCAACGAGAGCGUGUGCAACCAAAGAUGGGCCGUCUUGACAUUGACUAUCAGAAACUCUAUGAAGCAUUUUUCAGAUUUCAGACCAAACCGGAGUUAACGCGAUACGGUGAGGUAUAUUAUGAGGGCAAGGAGUAUGAGACAAAUCUUCGCCAUUUGCGGCCAGGUGAGCUUAGUGACGAGCUGAAGGAAGCGCUUAAUAUCCCACCGGGGGCUCCUCCACCUUGGUUGAUCAAUCAGCAGAGAUAUGGUCCACCACCCUCAUAUCCCGCAUUGAAGAUCCCAGGACUGAAUGCCCCGCCUCCGCCAGGAGCCAUGUGGGGAUUCCAUCCUGGGGGUUAUGGGAAACCCCCAGUUGACGAGCAUAACAGACCUUUGUACGGUGGUGAUAUCUUCGGUGUACUUCAAACUCAACAGACUGCUCAGCAAGGAGAACCUGUUGAGAAAGAUCUUUGGGGUGAGUUGCAAACUAUGGAGGAAGAGUCUGAAGAAGAGAGCGAUGAGGAAGAAGAGGAGGCAGAAGAAGAAGAAGAAGAAGCCAUGGAUGCCGCUCACGCGCAAAGUGGGUUAGAAACUCCGAGCGGAUUGGUAUCUACCGUCCCGUCUGAGUUUGGCGCAGCUGAGAGUAUCGGCGGAGAAUUUGAUGUGCGUAAACAUCACCGAGGAACAGAGACAGAAGAUAUUACACAACCGAAGGCUGCGUACCGUGUUAUACCUGAGCAGGCAUCGAGAGUCUCGGGAUUCUUUGGUGGUGAUAGAGUCUACGAUCUCAAAGCUCCAGAACCACCUAUACCGUUACUUGGAAGCGAGGACUCUCAUCGUAAACGAAAGAAAGCGGAUGAUGUCGAAGUGUCAAUGGACCCUGAACUGUUACAGACCAAUGAUGGGAUCAGCAAGGAGCACUUGAAAGGGCUAUACGACGCAGAGAAGAAGCAAGAAUUCUCGCAGUGGAACUUUCAGGAAGACCUUAGUGACAUGAUUGCCAGCGAGAGCAAGAGGAUUCGCAAGGAAGAGGAGCGCCGUGGAAGGCGUUGA